Messenger RNA from Microthlaspi erraticum, 282 nucleotides. The record is from the annotation of a GenBank genome assembly. NCBI's taxonomy places the organism in Eukaryota, Viridiplantae, Streptophyta, Magnoliopsida, Brassicales, Brassicaceae.
AUGCUGGAAGGGAAAGCGAAGGUGGAAGAGACAGAUAUGCCGGUGAAGAUGCAAAUGCAAGCAAUGAGCAUUGCUUCUCAGUCUCUCGAUCUUUUUGAUGUCGUUGACUGUCAAUCCAUCGCUGCUCACAUCAAGAAGGAGUUUGAUGAGAGAUAUGGAAGUGGAUGGCAAUGUGUGGUGGGAUCAAAUUUUGGGUGUUUCUUCACACAUUCUAAAGGAAGUUACAUCUAUUUUCAUUUGGGGACCCUCCAUUUCCUCAUCUUCAAAGGCGCCACUCUUUAG